AUGGCCACCGCCAUCACCAUCCAGCCCUCGUCUGGCCCGGCGGGCUCCCGUGCUGCCCUGGCCUCCGAUCCUCACCAUCUGGUCCGCCCCCGGAUGAACAACGCCGCCUCGUCCGACUCGCCCUCGUCCCUGCUGUCCGCCGUCCCUGUCCUCGCCCGUGGCCCGGGCCGCGAUGGAGUCAGCUGCGACGCCUGUCUGCAACGCAAGAGCCGCUGCGCCAUGAACGAGCUGGUCAACAAGUGCUACUCAUGUGAAUUCCAUCGCCAGGACUGCACCUUCACCGUCGCCAGCAGCAACCUGCCCCUCGCCGGCGACGCCUCUCCGUCCAGGAAACGGAAACUCGACGAAGCCGGCGACGGGGAACCCGCCAAGAGACAAUCGAUAGACGUGUCCUAUUCUCCCGAGUCCAGCGCAAAGGACAUGUCGCGGCCCUCGACCAGGGCUACAGAGGUUGCCUCGCCCAAGCUCUCAUGCCAGACCAGCCAGCACAUUGGCAUGACGACGGAGCUCGAGCCCAUUCUCCUCGAGCAUCUGCCGCUGGACGCAAACGAUGAGAGUCUGCUCGCCAGCUCGCAUCGCGUGCGCCGGUUUGGCGAAGACGGCACUUUCAUGCGGAUGAUUGACAACCCAGUCGAAACGCCGUCCGUCUCGCUGGACGCCGUUGAGAACCUCGUCGCUCCGUAUGGCUCCACCCUCGUCGACAGAUUUUUCCAGCGCAUCCAUCCGGUCUUCCCCGUCCUGAUGGAAGAUGCCUUCCGCCAGGCCUACCGGACGAGGAGAGGGCUCUCGCCUCUUCUCCUGUCCUCCGUCUACCUGCUGGCCCUGAAGUUUCUGGACGUCGAGCCGGGCUCCCGCACGGUGAGGACGCCGGACGCCGGCCGUCUCGAAAGCACGGCCAUGAAGCUGCUGACCGAGUCUCUUCCUCGCGCCAACAUCACCACCAUCCAAGCCGGUCUGCUGCUCAUGCAGAAAUCCUCGCUCAACACGUCCGCGUUGAACGCGCAGCUCGUCACGGCCGCGUUCGAGCUGGGACUGCACCAGGAUUGCACCCACUGGAAAAUCGGGACGGCCGAGAAGGGCCUGCGGAAACGGAUGGCCUGGGCGCUAUACAUGCAGGACAAGUGGUCGUCGCUGAUGCACGGGCGGCCGUCGCAUAUCUCGGCGGCCAACUGGACCGUCCGCGAUCUGGUGGAAGACGAUUUCAUGGGCGCGUUUCCGCUCGUGAAGCGGGAAGACGGCGGCUUGACCGUCGGCCACGGUCCUCUGCUCUUCUGCCAGCACGUCGCGCUGACCGCGAUCCUGUCUGAAGUCCUCGACAACUUCUACACCCUCCGCGCCGCCGAGAUGUUCAACGCGUCCGGCAACAACCAGACCCGGUUCAUCCUGGAAAGAGCCAAGCCCGUCCAGAUCCGGUUGAAGGAGUGGUUUGCGCGUCUGCCCCCGCAGCUCAAGAUGGAUACCAGCGUCUCGUUGUCGGGAGAUUUCCUGGAAGAUCUGACGGAGGAGACGGCCUGCAACGGGGCCCUGCACCUGGCCUAUUUCGCGACCGAGAUCACGCUGCACCGCUGCAUCGUACGGUCGCUGAGCCCUGCCACGGCGGACAACUACCUCUCGCACAUCUGCCGGUCCGCAGCUAAGACGCGCCUGAUCUCCGCGAUGGACUUUGUCAACCGGCUGCGACCCGCGCACCUGCGGUCGUUCUGGCCCGCGGCGGCGCGGACCAACUUUGCGCUGAUCGGUUCGUUCGGGGCGCUGCUCCUGGCCACGGCGCCGACGAGGGAGGAGGCCGAGUUCUACCGCCUGCGCCUGGGCGAGUACCGGUGGACGCUGUCCGUCAGCAUCAAAAACGCCGAGUUCCUGAACUAUGCCCUUGAGAGCCUCGAUCUCGCGACGAGUCUGGUGAAAAAUGUCCCCGAGAAACCGGGCAUCGAGGAGCUGAUGGCCUCCUCCACCAAGGCCGCACCAUCAUCGGCGCCGCGUAGUCAGGAUCCUCCCGCCGCCAGUGAUGGCCCCUCUUCCGCUCGACCCAAUAACAACAUGCUAGAAGCGACCGAGCGAGCGGGCUCUUCGUCGGUGGUAUCAGGACUCGCCUCGCCCGCGACGUCGGUAUCCGGCAGCGAAGAACCGGAGGAGACGUAUACCUUGUAA
Rasamsonia emersonii CBS 393.64 is the source of this 2148-nucleotide messenger RNA. RefSeq names its product C6 transcription factor (OTam). Bases 1 to 2148 code for a protein of 715 amino acids. The record is from RefSeq and is a predicted model, not a curated record. The transcript is spliced from 2 exons. Gene Ontology annotation, cellular component: nucleus. NCBI's taxonomy places the organism in Eukaryota, Fungi, Ascomycota, Eurotiomycetes, Eurotiales, Trichocomaceae. Gene Ontology annotation, biological process: DNA-templated transcription. Gene Ontology annotation, molecular function: zinc ion binding; DNA-binding transcription factor activity, RNA polymerase II-specific; DNA binding.